Messenger RNA from Lachnellula hyalina, 768 nucleotides. RefSeq lists its product as uncharacterized. Bases 1 to 768 code for a protein of 255 amino acids. The record is from RefSeq and is a predicted model, not a curated record. The transcript has 2 exons. NCBI's taxonomy places the organism in Eukaryota, Fungi, Ascomycota, Leotiomycetes, Helotiales, Lachnaceae.
AUGGCUGCCUCUCUACCCACCAUAGUUCUAGUCCAUGGCGCCUGGCAUACCCAGCCAAACUAUCAUAAUUACAUCGAAGCCUUGAAAGCACAAGGCUUCAAAGUCCUCACCCCACACCUCCCUUCAUCCAGCGGCAAAUCUCCCCCAGACGCCUCCUUCCCAGAAGACGUCGUCGCAGUCCGAGAAGUCGUGGAGAACCUCGUCGAAGCGGGCGAGCGCGUACUCAUGGUCAUGCACUCCUACGGCGGUGCCGUCGGCACCGAUGCUAUCACAGGCCUCAGCUUCACCGAACGCAAAGCCGAAGGAAAGAAAGGGGGAGUGAUACACCUCUUCUACAUGUGUGCGUACAUCCUCCCACCCGGAGCCACCAUCUGGAGUAUAGUGGAAGAAGCGCAAAUGACGCAGUUCUGGCCGCAGUUCGUCGACAAUGCUGCAGAUGGCUCGAGCUUUCCACACGACCCGAAGCUCUUGUUUUUCGGCGACGGCGUGGAGCAGCGUGUCGUGGAUGAGGCGCUUCCGCACUUGGUGCGGUCGCCGUUGUCCAUGUUCCAUACGGAGACUAAGGGGAGUGCGUGGAAAAUCGUUCCCGCGACUUAUAUUUUGACCCAGCAGGAUUACUCGGUGCCAAGGGUGUAUCAGGAUAUCAUGCUUUCUAAGGUGAAGAAGGAGGGGGUAGUUUUGAAGACGGAGGACUAUGAGACGAGUCAUAGUGCUGAGAUGGUUCGAGCGGUUGUGGAGGCUGCUAAGGAUGAGAGGAAUCCGUUGUAA